CCUAUCGAUGAGCGGAUGAGAACCGGUAUCACCUGGCCUGUCAAGAGAGAGCAGGGAAGAGAGAGAGCGAGAGAGAGUGUGCGAUUGUGAACGCGUAUGUGGUUGUCAGUGUGUUAUAUGAGGAGAAGCUGAGGAGGACGCAAGAGAGGAAGGAUGAGCCUCGACAAUGAUCCCAGGCAGACGGUCGCAGAACGGGGGUUGGUGAGAAACGGGAACAGUACCACAGUCCAGAAUGCAUCCAAGCCUUCAACUCCCACUCGGAAACCAAAAUCACCCAAGCCGGAGAACGCGGUCACCAUCGCCGUGUCCCCCAGGGUGCUCUUCCACAUGGAGGAGGAGCAGCAGGUCUACGAGACGCAGGGGAUGGAGGACUACAUCCGGUUCCAGAAGGAGCACGAGACGGAGCCCUUGAGCCCCGGACCCGCCUUCUCAUUCGUCAAGGCUCUGGAGGCGGUGAACGUUCGCCUGAGGGAGCUCUACCCCGACAGUGAGGAGCUCUUCGACGUGGUGCUCAUGACCAGCAACCACGCCCACGUCGGCUUGAGACUCAUCAACACCAUCAACCAUCACCAGUUGUUCAUUGAGCGCUUCUGCAUGACUGGAGGAAACAGUCCUAUUGGCUACCUAAAGGCCUAUCACACCAACCUAUACCUGUCAGCCGACUCAACCAAAGUUAGAGAGGCACUGGAAGAAGGGAUCGCUGCGGCUACCAUGUUCGCGCCGGAGAAGAUGACGGAGGUGUCGGAGGCCCAGCUGCGCGUGGCCUUCGACGGAGACGCGGUCCUCUUCUCCGACGAGUCCGAGCGGAUCUUCAAGGCCCACGGACUCGACAAGUUCUUUGAGCACGAGAAGGCCCAUGAAAACAAGCCACUGGACCAUGGGCCGUUGAAGGGAUUCCUGGAGGCUUUGGGGAAGCUGCAGAAGAAGUUCUAUGCCAAAGGCCAGCGGAUGGACUGUCCUAUUCGCACUUACUUGGUGACGGCUCGCAGUGCAGCCAGUUCAGGGACCCGGGCUCUAAACACUCUUCGAUCAUGGGGCCUGGAGAUCGACGAGGCUCUUUUCCUGGCCGGGGCCCCAAAAGGGCCGAUGCUGGAGAAAAUUCGGCCCCACAUAUUUUUUGAUGAUCAGAUGUUCCACGUGGAGGGAGCAGCAGAGCUGGGGACAGUUGCAUGUCACGUGCCCUACGGCAUCGCUCAGAGAGUGGGCCCCAAAAAGCAGGUUAAGGACACAGAGACCCCCAUGGCAGCCAUUUAGUGUGGCAUUAAGAGGAAGUAGUUUUCCUAUGUUCCUAUUUAUUUAAAACAUGAAUGACUCGUACAUGGACUGGAUAAGGCAGUAAUGAUGUUCUUUGACUAGCUAUUUGAACCAUACUCAACAUGCUAGUUACAGUAUACUUUCUGCAUCCAUCCAUUUUGAUUAAAUGAAAAUUAUUUAAAACCCAUUUACAUUUUUUUUUCUCUCCAACCACUAUGUGGCGUCUCACCAGGUAUUAAUUGCAAUGGUGAAAAGUUUCAGAGGAAAAAAGUUCCAGCCGUGUCAUUACCUUCGUCAAGUAUGGUUGUCUAAUGCUCCAACUGACCCAUAACAAAAAACAUUAUGGUCGUUUAAGUAUAAAAUUCUGAUGACAUUGUCGGUGUUUAAUUAUCGAAUGCACUGAAGGUCGAUAACAUAGUGUCAUAUUCAAUUCUCAGGACAUGGCCAAAAAAGAUGGAAAAUAUUAUUUUAGGCAAGGCAACUUUAUUUAUAUAGCACUUUUCACAAGGCAGACACAAAUUGCUUCACAUAUAAAGAUUGUCAUACAAUACAAUAAUAGAUAAGUAAUGUAUAAAUUAGAGCUGUCAGUUAAACGCGUUAUUAACGACGUUAACGCAAACCAAUUUUAAUGGCGUUAAAAAAUAAAUAAUAUAUUUUCUUUUUUUCUUUGGCUCAAAACAAAGAAGCAGUAGCCUGACUGCUAUGUUCAAAUUAAAUUUGUUCAAAGCAGUCGUUUAAUUGCACUAUAGGCUCUUUUUUUGUAUCGUCCUGUUUUGAUCAGUAUAUGCCAAUGUUGUUAUCAAUAAAAAAUCAUUUGCACAAGGCAAGCCGAUGCACUUCACCAUGUUGAUAAGAGAAUUAAAAUGAAGGGAAAAUCAAGGGAUAUUUAGCAUAGAAAAAGAAUUUGCGAUUAAUCGUGAGUUAACUAUGACAUUAAUGCGAUUAAUCACGAUUAAAUAUUUUAAUCGCUUGACAGUUCUAGUAUAAAUACAAGACAGAAUAACCAAUAAUUGUUGAUUGCCAAAAGAAAACAGCUUUUUAAUUUGGAUGUCAAACAGGUGGUCUGCACCUUAACUCAAGCACAGCAUAAUUUAUGACAAGGUCUGGAUUACAAAAAACUGGAUUACAGCCAUAAAUUAUACUUGCUAAUUUUUUAUCAAUCAAUGUGUCGAUUCAACUAACCUCACGUUACUAAGGUGAACAAUUUUAGCCGACUUUUAGACAAGACGUCUUGUCAUGGAAAUGUUUACCA
This is a messenger RNA of Gadus chalcogrammus (walleye pollock), 2506 nucleotides long. Its product is annotated as cytosolic 5'-nucleotidase 1A-like. Gene Ontology annotation, cellular component: cytoplasm; cytosol. Gene Ontology annotation, biological process: adenosine metabolic process; nucleotide metabolic process. Gene Ontology annotation, molecular function: 5'-nucleotidase activity; nucleotide binding; magnesium ion binding. The record is from RefSeq and is a predicted model, not a curated record. Bases 154 to 1254 code for a protein of 366 amino acids. The transcript has 6 exons. Lineage: Eukaryota; Metazoa; Chordata; Actinopteri; Gadiformes; Gadidae.